AUGAGGGUGCAGCCAGGACAGACCUGGGCCCAUGUGGCUGCUGUGGAGGGUCCUGUGGUGAAGGACCCUGUUUGGACGCAGCGCCCAGGCGGCCUGGUCAGGGCCAGCUGUGUGGGGACCCUGUUUGGACGCAGCGCCCAGGCGGCCUGUGCCCAGGCGGCCUGGUCAGGGUCAGCUGUGUGGGGACCCUGUUUGGACGCAGCGCCCAUGCGGCCUGGUCAGGGCCAGCUGUGUGGGGACCCUGUUUGGACGCAGCAUCCAGGAGGCCUGCUCUGCGCUGCCUUCCGCUCUGUCUGUGGGGGCCUCCCUGAUGCCUCUGUGCCGUUUUCCCGAUGCCCACUCUCUCGGAGGAGUGGUAACUCUCACUUCUGUGUGUCCAGGCUGACGGGCAGCGAGCCGCUGACCAUCCUCCCACUGACCCUGGAGCCUGAGUCCGCGGCCGCCAAGGCGCACUACAAGGCCUGUGACCGACUGAAGCUGGAGCGGAAGCAGAGACGCAUGUGCCGCCGGGACCCGGGGGUGGCCGAGACGCUGGUGGAGGCCAUCAGCAUGAGCGCCCUCGAAUGCCAGUACCAGUUCCGUUUCGAGAGGUGGAACUGCACCCUGGAGGGCCGCUACCGGGCCAGCCUGCUCAAGCGUGGCUUCAAGGAGACGGCCUUCCUGUACGCCAUCUCCUCGGCUGGGCUGACGCACGCCCUGGCCAAGGCCUGCAGUGCGGGCCGCAUGGAGCGCUGUACCUGUGACGAGGCACCCGACCUGGAGAACCGUGAGGCCUGGCAGUGGGGCGGCUGCGGGGACAACCUCAAGUACAGCAGCAAGUUCGUCAAGGAAUUCCUGGGCCGCAGGUCGAGCAAGGACCUGCGGGCCCGCGUGGACUUCCACAACAACCUUGUGGGCGUGAAGGUGAUCAAGGCCGGGGUGGAGACCACCUGCAAGUGCCACGGCGUGUCGGGUUCCUGCACGGUCCGGACCUGCUGGCGCCAGCUGGCGCCCUUCCACGAGGUGGGCAAGCACCUGAAGCACAAAUACGAGACUGCACUCAAGGUGGGCAGCACCACCAACGAGGCCACAGGCGAGGCGGGUGACAUCUCGCCCCCUCGAGGCCGGGCGCCGGGGACGGGUAGCAGCGACCCACUGCCUCGCACCCCCGAGCUGGUGCACCUGGACGACUCGCCCAGCUUCUGCCUGGCCGGCCGCUUCUCCCCGGGCACCGCGGGCCGCAAGUGCCACCGUGAGAAAAACUGUGAGAGCAUCUGCUGCGGGCGCGGCCACAACACGCAGAGCCGGGCGGUCACGCGGCCCUGCCAGUGCCAGGUGCGCUGGUGCUGCUACGUGGAAUGCAAGCAGUGUACGCAGCGGGAGGAGGUCUACACCUGCAAGGGCUGAGCCGCCGCCCCCUCGCCGAGGGCCCUGAGCUGGGAGGUGGCUUCGGUCUCAGUAGCCACUCUGCUUUUGACCUGGGACCCAUGAGGGUCCCUUUCUUGGCCUCAGCUUUCCCCAUCCCGUGACCCGAGAGCGUUGAGCUGAUGCUACUCCUGCUGCCGCUCGUCCCUGAAAUGCCACAUCCCGAGGGCCGAGAGAUGGGCCCCUGUCUGCC
Messenger RNA from Trichechus manatus latirostris (Florida manatee), 1597 nucleotides. RefSeq names its product Wnt family member 9A (gene WNT9A). Gene Ontology annotation, cellular component: extracellular region. NCBI's taxonomy places the organism in Eukaryota, Metazoa, Chordata, Mammalia, Sirenia, Trichechidae. Gene Ontology annotation, biological process: cell fate commitment; multicellular organism development; canonical Wnt signaling pathway. Gene Ontology annotation, molecular function: frizzled binding; cytokine activity. The coding region runs from base 1 to 1386 and encodes 461 amino acids. The transcript has 5 exons. The record is from RefSeq and is a predicted model, not a curated record.